Messenger RNA from Drosophila albomicans, 981 nucleotides. RefSeq lists its product as uncharacterized. Lineage: Eukaryota; Metazoa; Arthropoda; Insecta; Diptera; Drosophilidae. Bases 286 to 981 code for a protein of 231 amino acids. The record is from RefSeq and is a predicted model, not a curated record. The transcript is spliced from 4 exons.
AUACCACAAAUGCAUUUAUUUCAUUUUUAAUAUUUAAUAAUAUUAUUUUAAAAAGCAUAUUCUCGUAUUUUUUUGUAAAGUGUUCAUUCUCUGAUCAGUCUUUUAAAAAAUAGUAAAUCACAUAAUUUCUUUAAAAAUGUAGUAACAUAUACACUCAUUUAAAUUUGAAAGCUUCAAAUUAAUAUCAAAAGUGUAUCGAAAAAAUACUAGCAGUUAUUAAAGGUCACCUUAACGAACUCUAUUAUUUUGAUUUUAGUUUUUUGGCUGACAAUAUUUCAGUGCAAAAUGUUCGCCAAUAAAGCUGCAAAAAGCAACAACUUGGUCACCAACACUCAACAGAAAUUCAAAGCACAGCUCAAGUUCAACGAGAAAUCGUUUCGCAAUGGCGGCUUUGAAUCUGCGUCCGGCCUCUUGCGAAAAUCCGGAAGUCAAUUGAAACAGACAAAACUGAGUCUUUGCCAGCGAGACAAUAAGCUAAUUUUUUCGGGAUUUGUGGAAGAGCCCUUAAAAGCCAAGUCCAAGCUUGAGUUUGGCUACGAGCCAAAUGUAAAAGUCAAAGCAGAACCGGCGACAACGUUAUCAACCGCACCAAUGUCAAAGCCCGGUCGCAAUUUGCUAAGUCUUAUUGGACGCGUGGACUUUUGCAUUAAAAUGCAGAGAACACAGCUGAAAUUGAAUGCGAUCUGGAAUGUCUAUGGUAAUCUGUUGCGCAUUAUUGAGGGCAAACGAGGAGAGCGCACAUUGCUGUUGCGAAACGAUGACAAUGGACCAAUUCUUCAAAGCAUCUUCUAUGACUUUGCGGGUGAAUUGGAGUCACUCUCUAAUGGCUGUUACGUCCAUGUUGUGGGACGCUUCACAGGUGAGAAUCGAUUAAACACCUUUAGCGUGGCACAGGUAAGCAUUGCAGAAUGGCAACUAAAUUUCUCACGAAUUGAGAACCUGACCUCAUACUUAUUAAUGCAAAAUAUCAUUCACAAGUAG